CUCUCUUCCUCUCUCUCACUCUCGGUAUGCUCAGCCACGAACAGAACCAACUCCAUCUCUCUCUCCCUAACUACAGAGCAGGCCGCCGCCGGCUCGAUCUGCCACUUCCGGCCAUCUCCGGUGACACCGCGGACACCCACAGAAUCCCCUCGACUCCCUCUACCAUAUCCCCCCAUUUAUUUGAUCCACCGCCGCCUAAAUCGUCGCCACCAUCUAACCCCAGCGCCGCCUGCCUCGGGUCCGGUGGGUUCGCCACCGCCCGCGGCGGCAACGACAUCUACCUGCCUAUGCCCUCCACCAGUGCAGCCACACGCACGAGGCGUGCAACCACGGCCGUCGGGCGCGAGCGGCUUCACUGGCGCAGCUUCGGCAACAUGCCGCUAUCGGUGUUUGACUCCUUCAUCUACUGCUACCACUCAAGGUAACUAGAGUCCAGAAGAUCAGGUGUUCAUGUUCUAAGCAAAGGUAAAGAUGGAUCAAGGUGCCAAGCAUCAAGCAAACAGAGCUGCAAAAGCAAGGUACUUGAAUAGUACCUGAUCGCAACUCAGCAUUCGACCAAAAGAGUGGAUGGGGAUGGUGGGAAGAGCUCGGUUCUCUCUCUUGUGCGUGUUGUGUGCAGUAGAGGAAGUGAAAGGUGAAAGGUGCAGGCUGCUAUUUAUAGUAGUGGAGGAUGCUAUGUCGGUUUGGUAAAAUGAAGCAGGUGGCUGGCAUGCAUGGUUGCAUGCGCAUGCAAGGCUCCACUUGUAAUCAUGUGAGCGGUACAAUGGACAAGUGUGUAGUGCUUGAUUGGACAUUAGUUGGCAUUACUUUGUGUGUAAGGAAUGAGACAAGGCCCCAGUUGUAAAUCUGCAAACUAUAAGGGAGUUGGAGAAGAACCGUUGUACAUGGCUAAAUACUAACUUUUUUGGUUGCAAUAAUUUUUUGAUAUUA
Triticum aestivum (bread wheat) is the source of this 930-nucleotide messenger RNA. RefSeq lists its product as uncharacterized. The transcript has 2 exons. The record is from RefSeq and is a predicted model, not a curated record. Lineage: Eukaryota; Viridiplantae; Streptophyta; Magnoliopsida; Poales; Poaceae. The coding region runs from base 27 to 425 and encodes 132 amino acids.